UCUACGCGUAAGAACUUGUCAAUGUUGUAAUGACGGGCGCCUUGCUGUAAGCCUGUAAACCUCAUGCGCAGACAUGCCUGACCGCCUACCAUACCGAGACCCCGGAUUUUGCCGCUCCCAGUUCCGAUAGCUUCAGCUUCAAUUCAAUGCCAAGGCAAUAACUAGCAGCUUCCAGCUCGACUUUCAGCUCUCCGAGUUCGCGAGCGUGGACCGCAUCUUUCGCCAUGUCAACCAUCACCCUCACAUCCAUUCAAUCGGGCAACCCGCCGACAAUACCGCUGCCUUUCAACGCGAGGCAACCGCACAAGGUCACGCUCUACCCACUUUCCAACUACACGUUUGGCGUCAAGGAAACACAACCAGAGGAGGAUCCGUCGGUCAUCGCUCGAUUGAAGCGCCUCGAAGAGCACUACGCCGAGCAUGGGAUGCGCCGCACCUGCGAGGGGAUCCUCGUCUGCCAUGAGCACAACCACCCACACAUCCUGAUGCUGCAGAUCGCAAACGCCUUCUUCAAGCUGCCAGGUGAUUACCUCAAACCCGAAGAAGAUGAGGUGGAAGGCUUCAAGUCCAGGCUAGACGAGCGCCUGGCACCGGUCGGGCGCCUGGGAGAGGGCGAAGAAGCUGGGCAGUGGGAGAUUGGCGAGUGCCUCGCGCAGUGGUGGAGGCCGAACUUUGAGACGUUCAUGUACCCAUUCAUCCCUGCGCAUGUCACACGUCCCAAGGAAUGCAAGAAGGCCUACUUUAUUCACCUGCCCAAGACCAAGAUCCUUAGCGUACCUAAGAACAUGAAGCUCCUCGCCGUUCCACUCUUCGAGCUCUACGACAACACCGCCCGAUACGGCCCCCAGCUUUCAGCUAUUCCUCAUCUCCUCAGCCGCUACAAUUUCGAAUUUGUCGACGAAAACGGCAAGGUCGUGGCGGUAACGCCUGGCGAGGGGGCGCCCGAGGGCUAUGUGCCACAGACCAAGGUCCUCGCAGGGGACGACACCGACAUGAAGGAAACGAAGGACGAAAACGAGGCGGAGUCAUGAACGGCGGAUAGCAUAUUGAUAUUUGGCAUUGGCGUUAGGCGUUCACGUAGGCUGCGCAUUGCAUCGGUUGGAGAUCAUGCGGUGUUCUUUAUUCGACUGUUUUCUCCAUCAAGGUCGUGAGCGACCUUAGGACUUUUCACCCUGAAUGGUGGCCAUCACGCGGCGCGAAUGCUUCGAAGCUCUGAACUCGAGAUACCAAAUACCUUGCCAAGUUCCUGUCGCCUUGUCC
Molecule: messenger RNA, 1260 nt
Organism: Emericellopsis atlantica
Lineage: Eukaryota; Fungi; Ascomycota; Sordariomycetes; Hypocreales; Bionectriaceae
Product: cleavage and polyadenylation specificity factor subunit 5
Exons: 2
Coding region: 225-1031 (268 amino acids)
Cellular component (GO): mRNA cleavage factor complex
Molecular function (GO): mRNA binding
Source: RefSeq, a predicted model, not a curated record